AUGCAGCUUAACAAAGCUGAGCAGAAGCAGAUGUCACGAAGCCUUUCUGGCAACUCAGGAGAUACCAUGAAUUCCAAUAGACUAGUUAUUAAAGUUGAUGUCCCAGACAUAGUCUCUGUUUCAGCAUGUGCCGAUCUGACCUUACCACGAGGUGCAGGACUCUGCAUUGAUACAAUUCAUGGACCAGUUUUCUUGAUUGCUGAUUCUUGGGAAUCCUUGGAUGGAUGGCUUGAUGCGAUCCGUCUAGUUUACACAAUCUUCGCACGAGGGAAGAGUGAUGUUAUGGCAGGUAUAUUAACUUGAUAAAUUUAUAUCAUAUGAUUUUAUUGAAUUGC
Camellia sinensis is the source of this 335-nucleotide messenger RNA. The record is from RefSeq and is a predicted model, not a curated record. Lineage: Eukaryota; Viridiplantae; Streptophyta; Magnoliopsida; Ericales; Theaceae.